AUGGAUCUCUGUGACGAUUGGCAUUUUCGGCCGUUGCAUGCCUGCCCGUACGGGAUGCUCUGUUCGGCGGUGGCCGUUCUCUUCGUUUUGCUGCAUUUCAUCUGUUUCGUUCGCAUCCGGAUCAGUCCCCCGGUGCGCCAGUACAGUGCCGGUUAUUUGCCAUUUCUUUUCGCCGUUUGUUGCUCUCUCUAUGUGGUGCUCAUCUUUGUUCCUGUUCUGUACAUUCUCAUCGAAAAUAUUCGUCUCACUGCUCAAAUUGGUAUUUUUCUCGCGUGUCAUACGGAAUUUUGGCUCAUUUUACUCAUUCUGCGUAUUGCUUCGCGUAACUUUCACCAACAUCCACUUCCACUGGUACUAGCAGAAGCAUUCGCCCUGCUAGCUAUAAUUGUUCCGCUUUUGUUCUGGACACCAUGGAUUGCCGGAAGGUAG
This is a messenger RNA of Gongylonema pulchrum, 429 nucleotides long. NCBI's taxonomy places the organism in Eukaryota, Metazoa, Nematoda, Chromadorea, Rhabditida, Gongylonematidae. The record is from the annotation of a GenBank genome assembly.